Molecule: messenger RNA, 4880 nt
Organism: Dreissena polymorpha
Lineage: Eukaryota; Metazoa; Mollusca; Bivalvia; Myida; Dreissenidae
Exons: 2
Coding region: 615-1748 (377 amino acids)
Source: RefSeq, a predicted model, not a curated record
CCGAUUUGGUAACAUCAGUACUUCCGGUCGUGAUUGUUCUCAACCAUGCAGAGCCAGCUCGGUGUGGAGAUCUUCCUCCAGUCCUGCCCUCAAUACAAUACAUUGACUUGAGGUGGGUCGAAUUUUCCAGUUCCUGGUUACGCAGUCUGUUCAGCACGCUACUGACACUCGAUCACGAGGUGCAGUGUAUCAUAACUCGCUGUUAUAUUACAUCGACUGUAGAGGGCUCUGACAGAGAAACCGAACUUAUAUCGACAAAUAUAAGAACGGGAUUUAACAAUACAUUCUACGCGCAACACUGUUUAUUGUUUAGGAAGUCUCUACAUGGUUUUGGGGAGGCUCUACAUGGUCUGAAUAUCAAAUGGCUGCGUAUCAAUGUGGAAUACGCGAUACUGAACCGUUCAGACUUUGUAGUUUUCUUAUAUAAGUCACUUCCAUCACUCUCAUCACUGGAGAAACUUGAUGUAUGUGUGGACGAUAUCAGUCCCGAUUUGUGUGACGAUCUGCACAGUCUGAGUAUCAAGAGUGUGACUUUGAGUCAGAGGGGUGGGUGGAGGGGCUUGAUAGUAAAUCAUGUAUCACAGUUAUCACAGGUUCUCAUAUCGCCCACUCAGAUGGAAACUAUUAUUAUUGACGUGAAUGCCCAUCCAGAUCUGUUAGAGGCUCUGUGUGGUCGGAAUAUAAAUAGUCUCUGUCUAUUUGGAAGUGGAGAACAUUUGGAAGUGAAAAAUGUAUCGGCGUUGUGUAGGUCCCUCUCGUCUCUCAAACAGCUUGAUAAGCUUGAUGUUAUCGUGAACAAUGACACUCCUGGUCUGUGGCAGGCCCUGCAUGGUUUAAAUAUUAAGAGUCUUAGUCUGAGUGGUGGAAAAACAGGUUUGAUAGUGAAUCAUGUAUCGGCGUUAGCACAAUUACUGGCAUCGCUCAUACACCUAGAAACGCUUAGUAUUAAAGUCUCUAAAUACAAUCUCUGUCUAUGGGAGGCUAUCCACGGUCUGAAUAUUAAGUGUUUGAGUCUUUGUAACUUAGGUCAAUUGGAUCACAUAUCGUCGUUAUCGCAGUCACUAGCAUCGCUCACAAAUCUGGAAACGCUUUGUGUAAAAUCCCCUUGUGGAGGCGUUCCCCGUCUAUUGGAGACUGUCUGUGGUCUGAAUAUUACAUGCUUAAGUAUUGGCUUAAGUAUUGAAGCGAGUGAUACCUGCCAACAACUAUGGGAGGCUCUCAUAGGUCUGAAUAUCCAGAGUCUGAGUAUGAGUGGUUUUCUUCAUAUGCGGAAGAACAUACAAGAGGAACAUACGAUAUCUCCGUCUUUGUCAUCGCUCUCACAACUGCAAAUGCUUACACUAUAUGUAAGUCAUUUUGACGACAUACAGCUACCUCAAUCAUUGAAGUAUUUAAAUAUCUACUGGUGUGAUGAAGAGUAUGACUUCCCAUUAAGCGAUAUUGUGGGCAUGCUGUCUGCAUGUACUCAGAGAAUUGAGAUUAAACUUGAAUGCGGUGUCACAUUUACUGAGUCAAUAGAGGGAUACAAAAUAGAAAUAGAGACGCUGAAAAAUGUCAAGAUGACACGAUUUCUGAUAUAUACCUGGAAACCCUCAAUAGAAAAUGGUUCUGAUUGGUGUGUUCAGAAAGUUGUUGUUGGUGUUGAUGGUAAUCAUGAUGAUGAUAUUGGUGAUGAUAAGCUAUAUAAACAAUUCAUAGACGAUGUGGCUGAUUUGCAUCGUAUUUCUGUGAGAUUUCGGAUUAAUUAAGAUCCAGUUUCGAUCUUACAUGAAUAAAAAUAGUUCUUAAUAAAUUCGUCUUAAUUUCUUAUAUAUCAUGUACCAUUAUUUUCAUUGUCCAGAAGUGUUCCGGGUUGCUGCGUUACGAGAGCGAUUGAAUCUUACUUAAACGUUUAUUUGUUGUACUACUACAAUUAAUAUUUAUGCUUUUUAAGUGUUUAGUGUCUGUAUUUUGUUAUAAUGAAUUGCUUUAUUGUUCAAAAGUGUAUAUAUGUGUAUUGUUGCUGUAUGAUAAUUGCAAUAUCUCACCAAAGCAAAUAGUGCUCAUGGGGAGCUUUUGAGAAACCUUUUUUUCGUCGUCCGUCAGUCUGUGCUUGCGUUCCUUACUGAACCUAGAGAUUUAUCCUGCUUGGCAGAUUUUAAGGGUACUUUUCAGAAAUUAUCACCGGGCCUUAUUCUUUCAUCUUUCUUUCUGAACGUUUUAGUCUGUUGAAUAAGUACAAAGUAUCAAAGGAGCUAAAAUAGAUUUUUGAAAAUGAUAACUUCACAAAUCUUCUCUGACAACACAAGGGCCAGGGGUUUAAUAUUUUGCGUGAAACAUCAUGUGUUGGUGUUCACAUGAUUAAUAUAGCUUGAAUAAAUAUUUACUUUAAAGGGACUGUCAACCGCGAUUGACGAAAAAAUAAAAGUUCUAAAAUACCGUAUUUUUUUACAUUUAUUAUUAUAUAUUGAUUAAAAUAUCACGACUGGUACAUUACUUAAAACACGUUCAUAUUUUCCGUAUAUUCGGUAAUACAAUUUCGCGUGAAUUUUUGUGAAAUCAAAAAUACAUCGCGAAAAUAGGUGACAUAACGAUUUACACACUACAAAUAUCGCAAGUAGAUUGAUCAUUUUACAUAUAAAAUACCGGUAUAUACAAUUCACUACGCGUGCACAAUUUGCAUUCCUGGGUUAACCACGUGACGAUGAUGAUCAAUCUGCUUGCGUUAUUUAUAGUUAACUGGUAGUUACCUGGUACCUGUACCCAGUAAAAUUUAUUACCGAAUAUAAUGAAAAUAUGAAAUUUUAACAACUUUUUUCAAGUAAUGUAAUAUACCAGUCGUUAUAUUUUAGUCAAUAUAAACUAAUAAUUGUAAAAAAUACACUAUUUUAGAACUUUUCUUUUUUCGUCAAUCGCGGUUGACGGUCCAUUUAAAACUCUUCUUCUAUGAACUGCAAGGUUCAUGGAUUUAAUAUUUAGUGUGUAGCAUUGUGUUACGAGCCUCAUCAAGUGAUAUUCGAAUAAUGUGCCAGAAAAAAAAAACGCGCCGCACUAGUGGUUUACUGGUUUUCCUAAUAAGUGUGAAGUUAAUUCUUUAAAACUCUUAUCUUCUGAAACCACAUGAUUAUAAGGUUUGUUAAUUGGUAGUUCACAUUUUAUAAUGAUCCUUUGCAUCUCUGCUAAGUUUGUGUUAAUAAUAACCCUGUGUUAAAGACAAGCUUUGUUAUAUGAACAUAAAUAAUGGAUAACGUAAAACAUCUUCUCUGAAACCGGAAGGGUCAGUGUUUUUAGAUAUUGUUUAAUAUUAAAUGGUUAUCAAAUACUAAGUUUGUUCAAAUCAUGAGGCCAAAAUUAACCACAUUCCAGGGGUCACAUGAUUUAUAUUGACUUUUAAGUUAACAACUUUAAAAAAUAUUCUCUGAAACUCCAAGGGUAUUGGGUUUGAUAUUUCGUGUGUGACAUUGAUUGGCGGGUAUGGGGUUUGAUAUUUGGUGUGCGACAUUCAUUGGCGGUCCGUUAAUAAGUUUGUUAAAAUCAUGACCCUGGGGUAACAAUCUAGCUCACCCUAUCGGCUACUUGUUUUAUCAGUAUAUUAUUAUUAAUAAAAACUGUAAUUUGUUAUUACAUCGUCUAUGGAAAUAUCAAAUGUGUGUCAUACAGAGUACAAAACCUCUGGUUAAGCCACAGUUAUUACUAAAACAUCACAAAGUUCGCACAUUACAUAUUUUAUUUACAUAUUUCAUGAGAUUGACCGAAGGCUGUUGUGCCAUCUUGUCUAAAUAUAACGUUGGUAGAAGCGUUGUCGUGUUUUAGUCCCUGCUGGAGUGGAUUAUAGGGUUACCCCCUGGUCGUCCGUCUGUCCUAUCUGAAAACAAGCUGGAUCCUGCAAUAGCUCAACAAUUACUUAAUCUUUGUUGAUUAAAAUAAGAAUAUGGAUAGGGGACCGUAUGGUUUAUAUGCACAUUAUUUCGUCAUGUUUUUCGUGAUUUCUAUGGUUGCAGACAUAAUUUAAGACUUAUGUCGAGAAAUUGUCAUAAGAUUAACAUACUUUAGUUAGUUUAAUGAACCUUAUGGAGAUUCUGUUCUAACUCUCUUGAUAGAGCACUAUAUGAUGUCUUUGGCAAAGCUUUUGUUUAAAUUGUUUUGUUUGCGUACAUUUGAUCAUAAUACUAAAGAUGUUAUAAUGUUUACGUGAUGAUUAGUUGAUGAUGGUGAUUCUAAUGUUGAAUGAGAAGAUGAUAAUGAGGAAUGUUAUAUAGGAGAGUGAAAUAAUUAACACGUGCAUUUAAAUGAGAGUACUGUUGUGCCAUAAUUUAAUAAAAUUCGUAACCAAGAGCAUUAUUUUAAACUAUAACAAAAAUGUAUGUGAACCACAGUAUUUGUAUAGUCAAUGUUUAUGCUCAAGAACAUUACUACAAAAUAGACAAUUUACUGAACGUUUGUAGACCAUGUCCUCUAAAUAUAUUAAAUAACAAAUACUGAUCUCUGUUAAUAUAUUGUUAUUACUAGUCAAGUAUAACCAACUUUAUUUGAUAUGUUAAGUGACUUAUAUGUACGGAAUUUAUUGUAUACUCGUACGUCUUCCAUGGGAAUGUGCCCUAUCGUUUUGUAGGCCUGGAAUAAAUUAACAUCAAUACUUUCUGAGCAAUUAUUUUUAUUCGUGCUGAACCUUACAUAUUUAAUAUGUUAGGCAUUAACCUGUCGUGUUUUCAUCAUACCUGCAUGCCCCCAUUCUCUCUCAAAUACUAAAUUAUAAUCGAGUUAUCACUGAAACGCAUUUUUCACAGGAAUGCACAUGUUUACGACAUUUCACAUGUAAAUCAUGAGCACUUUCACUUACUAUUUGAAACAUAUGUUGUUUUGCAGUUUUGUUGCUUUUGUAUUAAAAUUAAUUUCAGAUU